Maudiozyma saulgeensis is the source of this 807-nucleotide messenger RNA. Lineage: Eukaryota; Fungi; Ascomycota; Saccharomycetes; Saccharomycetales; Saccharomycetaceae. The record is from the annotation of a GenBank genome assembly.
AUGACAGUGAAAACAAUAUACAUAGCAAGACACGGCUACAGAUCAAAUUGGCUUCCAGAUGGACCUUACCCACCACCACCUACAAACGUGGAUAGUGACGUACCACUUGCCGCACAUGGUAUAGAUCAAGCUAAACAACUGGCUGAUUUUAUCUCUACUCUUGAGACUAAACCACAACUAAUUUUUUCUUCCCCAUUUUACCGCUGCCUGGAGACUAGUGAACCUGUAAAGAAGAAACUAGAUAUACCACUUUAUGUUGACAAUGGUAUCGGUGAAUGGUAUAGACCAGAUAGACCAAUUAUUCCAAUACCCGCCCCUGUAUCUAAAUUGAACGGUUUAUUUGAUGGCAUGAUUUCUAACGAUUGGGAAUCAUCUAUUAUACCUAGUGAUAAAGGUGAAACUAAAGAAGAUAUAUUUAAGAGAUGUAAUAAAUUUCUUGGAAUCUUUAUCCCAAGAGUUGAAGAAAGAUUCCCAGAAGUUUCAAGUAUACUUAUUGUAACUCAUGCUGCUACAAAGGCUGCUUUGGGUAUGAAUCUAUUAGGUUUCCCAGAUGCAAUUGUGUCCAUCGAUGACAAUGGUACUGUUAUUCGUAAUGGUUCUUGUUCAAUUGAUCAAUUCAAUCUAACUAAAGACAAUGAAAAAGAUUUCUACGGUAAGGAAUGGAACCUGGAAAUGAAUGGGAACACCUCUUUCCUAACCAAAGGUGAAGAGAUGAAUUGGGACUUCAGAAAUGGAUUUGAAGCUGGUUCUGAUGCUGAUAUUCGUGCAAGAAAGUUGGCUGAUGCUAGAAUACAGAGAGCCAACUAA